CCAUUGCAUUAUAAGACCACGCCCUUCUUUCAAAAUGGGUCAAACACUUGUUACUGCAUUCAGUUCUAGUCCACCUGAAACGUUUUCAGUUGAUGAAUUGAACUUUUUGGAUGACAUACCGGAUCACCUGCACCUGGAGUGCCCAAUCUGUCUUCAAGUGAUGACUAACGAUCCUUAUAUUAUAUCCUGCUGUGGUAAUCAUUUCUGUGGUGCUUGCAUCAAUUCCUCGAAGAGAACAAACCCACAGUGUCCGCUAUGUAAAGCCUCCAAUUUUGAAGUAAUGAUUGACAAAGGAUUACAAAGAACCAUUAAUGGCCUAAGAGUGAAGUGUAUUUAUAACGAUAGUUCCUGUGAUUGGAUUGGUCAGUUACAAGGUCUCUCAGAUCACAUGAGCCGUGAUAAGAGACAGGGGGAGUGUCUCUAUCCUGUCGUAAAGUGUGGCAAUGGGUGUGGUCACAAGGACACCAGAUGGAAGCUGACUGACCAUGAAGGGAAUCACUGUAUUAGGAGGACAGUGUCUUGUACCUAUUGUUUGGCAACAGGGGAACACAGGGACAUCACCACAUCUCAUUUGGGGGUGUGUCCACUCUAUCCCAUCCCAUGUCCCAAUAAUUGUAGGCCGGGGCUUAAGUUGCCACGGAAACAAAUGAAAAAGCAUUUAAGCGAGAAGUGUCCGCUAGUUGAUGUCCAGUGUGAUUACAAGUGGGCGGGGUGCAAAUGGAUUGGUUUCCGUGGUGACCAUGAAAUCCAUGCAGAGAGAUCAGAGAGUGAACAUCUAUUACUUGUAUCCAUGGCAACAAAGACAUUAACAGAAGAGAAUGAAGAUUUAAAGAAGGAAAUGAAAGAAAUGAAGACGGUGGUAGCAAAGAUGGCACGGGAGGUAUCAAGACAAGGGAAAGAGAUUGAGGAACUUAAAAAGAACAUGAUUGUUUUGCAAAAUAAACCAAUCAGACUUAAAUGAUCUUUUAAUGCUUAGAAAAUUUCAAUCAAUACAUUUAUAAUGACCUUAA
This is a messenger RNA of Amphimedon queenslandica, 1010 nucleotides long. Its product is annotated as TNF receptor-associated factor 4-like. The record is from RefSeq and is a predicted model, not a curated record. NCBI's taxonomy places the organism in Eukaryota, Metazoa, Porifera, Demospongiae, Haplosclerida, Niphatidae. Gene Ontology annotation, molecular function: zinc ion binding. The coding region runs from base 35 to 961 and encodes 308 amino acids. The transcript has 2 exons.